UAUCUCGUUGUCUCGGCUACCAAGACGACAGGACAAAGCAUCGCGUUCUUUCCAUGAACUCUGCUAAACCAAAUUAGGAUCUAGCAUAGUGGCUUGUGCUAUGUCCAUUGUCUUUGUUCAGGACGAAGCCCUUUGUCCAUUAUUAAGCAGCUGGUUCAAGCCUUAUAAAACCUAGCGUCUCUGCAGUUCUUCCCUUCAAUUUAUCUUCACCGAAGCUAUAGCCUCAAGCUCCUUGAAGUCGCCUUAAAGCUUAACUUCAUUACGUUGAAAAUGGACCCUUCUUACACGCAGAACACCAUUGUAUCCUACGACGCACCUGUGUCCGACGCGCAGCCCGUCCCAUUCUUCAAUUCGCUGGACCCGUACGCGGUAUAUCCACCGUGGUACAAUGCAGUACCCCCGCCUACUUAUAUGCCCACUAGCGCGUACCCCAACGUAGCGCCGUCCUCCCUUUCACUGCCUCAAGCUCCACCUGGAAAACAGUACUAUAUACCUCAGUUUUAUUAUCACUCCCCGAUGCCGCGUCCUUCCCCGACGUCGUUCGAACGCAAUGGGACCACGUACUAUAUCCACAACGACCACACGACCGAUGGUGCGUUCGAACUGAACGGUACCACCUUUUUCCCUCAGUCAGUUCGUGCCAUGGAAGAGGCCCGAACUCGCGCCUGCAACACACCAGCCGAACGUCGACCUUUUCCAGGUUCGCGUGUCAUCAAUGGAACCACAUAUUUCCCGCGAGUAGCAUCGGACCAGAUCCUUUCCCCAGUUUCGUCUUCCGCCUCCUCUCUGCCUUCCUCGCAGACUUCGACCACGAACAACUCUCCUGCGACGGAGGCCACCGAUUCGAUCAACCAAGUUGAUGAUCUGCCUCCUCUAGUCUUCCUAACUCUCAACUAGUGGUGGGCCUUUAUAACCCGUCAAGAACCAUCGCUCAAGGCUGUCGUGCCUUACCUUGAACCACCCAUUGUCUUAUACUGUGUCGAUGGAAAACUGUCCAUCUCGGGUUGAUUCCAUAAUGGAAGUCUAUCCUUCACCUUCAUAGAUAGAUAUAGUAUCUGCUACCGAUCGGGAACCUACCAGCCUUUUUCCUCUUUUUUUUUUUUUGGCUCGCAUCUUACUAGCAUCAAUC
Molecule: messenger RNA, 1129 nt
Organism: Desarmillaria tabescens
Lineage: Eukaryota; Fungi; Basidiomycota; Agaricomycetes; Agaricales; Physalacriaceae
Exons: 2
Coding region: 271-897 (208 amino acids)
Source: RefSeq, a predicted model, not a curated record